This is a messenger RNA of Oikopleura dioica, 3036 nucleotides long. NCBI's taxonomy places the organism in Eukaryota, Metazoa, Chordata, Appendicularia, Copelata, Oikopleuridae. The record is from the annotation of a GenBank genome assembly.
AUGGCGGAAAAGCAACCUCCUCGUGGGCGAGGUCGAGGCCGUCGAGGGCCGACAACUCAAAUCCCUCAACCUCCAGCAGCGGAAAGCACCUCCUCUGACGAAGGAAUCUCAUCUCAGCCGGCCCCACAGCAGAGGCCUGCCGCUACUUCAACCUCAAGCUCGAGCGGUCCUCCGAGAGCUGGACGCGCUUCAUCACGUGGUCCUGGACGUAUCGCCGGCCGCGGUGCGUCACGUGGACGAGGACGAACCGCUGCUAUGGCAAAGAGUGCCACAGAAACCAAAAAGGAAGCUGAGGACUCUACAUAUGCCGCUUCCAGCGGUUCUCAGCUGAUUCCUCAGACCAACACGAAAUCUUCCACCUCUGACGAACAGGUUCCUCACGCUCAAGGAAUGACCCCUCAAGACCACCAUGUCUAUCUCGCCCGCCGCCCAGGUUAUGGAGUGAACUCUGUAGCGAAGCUCGACGUCGCCUGCAAUUUUUACAAGUGCAAGGGAUCACCACCCAAGAAAAUCUACCUCUAUCGGCUCCGUUCUGAACUCACUGAGGAGCGUGACGGAGCAAGAGCUCCAAUUUUGGACUACGAACGAGCUAUGGAGUUCUUCGGGAUAUUCGAAAAGGUGUUCUUCGAUCAAAGUUCCAGCUCUUCUUCUGACUCUCUUGAAUCCACCUCUACUGACGAAGUGCGCCCAAGCACUGGACCUGUGGCCUAUUACGAUGGCAAGACGCUCUUCUACUCAAAUGUAGACAAUUUAGCACAGAUUCAGGAAAGCAUUGAUUACGACGUCGACUAUCCCAGUUGCCGAUCGAUCCGGGAUAAAGAAAAACCAUUUCCAGUUACCGUCACCAAACUGAAGGUGCUUUCCGAUAUUGUCGAAAUCUUCCGACAACGACAAGGGCAGCAAAUGGACCCGAUCCUUUUGCAGUACUUUGAGGUGCUUUUGAAGCAUUCGCUUUACCGAAAGCACUACACCCGAGUCGGCACAUCAUUUUACAUGCUCAACCAAAACAUCCGACCGCUCAACUGCGUAAUUCCUGCGAAAGAAGUCUUCACAGGUUUUCACCUUCAGAUGAAGCACAUCUCUUCUGGCUUGGCGAUCCAAGUGAAGGACAAGUGCGGCGUCUUCUACAAAAGCAUGCCGCUUCAUCAGUUCCUCUGCGAUUAUUGGAACAGCGAGGAUCCACUCUACCCUGAGUUCUGGAGGAACUCCUACAAUCUGGUCGAGUCCAACAAGAUCGUCAGGAAAUUGAAGGUCAACAUUGUCUCCAAGACCGGCUCCAAUGGCAGAACCAAGGUCAUCAAGGAAUUGACCGAUCAAAGUGCAGCGAACCUCUGCUUUGAAGAUCAAAAUGGCCGAAAGAUGAAUGUGGCAGAUUACUUCAUGAAGAAAGGGGAGGUUCUCAACCACCCCCAACUUCCAUGUGUUUCCACGGGCAACAAGCACUACCCUGAGUAUUACCCGAUGGAAUGCUGCCACGUGGUUGCAAGACAACCAGUGAAAGGACUCUUGGAUCCAAACGCCAUCUCGGCAUUGAUCCGCGUUGCUGCCAAGCCUGCUCCUGAGACCUUCAACGCAAUCAAACAGAACAUGCAUACGGCGAUGCAGGCAAUUGGAGAAGAUAUGCAGAAUAUCGACAUGAGCGUCGACAAAAGCAUGGUCAAAACGCCUGCACGAGUUCUUCAAGCUCCAGACAUGCACUAUGGCAAUGGGAAGCAACAUCCAAAUAAUGGAACGUGGCACCCUAGAAGUUUCAUCACUCCGAAGAAGAUCGACAAUUGGGGCGCCUGCAUUAUCUCCCGCCGCGGUCAUCGAGGAGGGCAGGACACCGUUCGUAGAGCCAUCGAUGUUCUCUAUAACGCUGGACAAAAACUCGGCAUGGAAGUGAACUUCCUCGCCGAUCGGUCUAUGCCGUACGAACUCCAGCCUCAUCAAUUGGACGAGUUCUUGAAGCACUGCUCUGAUAGCAAGUACGAGCUAGUCCUUGUUGUUCUCGACGGCAAGAACACGGAAGAAUACGCUCAAGCGAAAUUCCUCGCCGAGCGAAAAUACCCUGGUCUUCUGACGCAGUGUGCACAAAUGAAGACCCUUCAGCGCAUCAAUGAGCAAAGCGCGACGAUGAUCCUUAUGAAGAUCAACGCGAAGCUCAACGGUCAGAACGCUGAAUGCGAUUUGACGCUGGCGAAUCCGACGGGCGGUGUUUUGUUUACCCACGACCACCCGGUCCUUGUUCAAGGUCUCGAAAUGAGCGUCCUCCCUGGCCAGGAAUCUUUGGUCGGUAUGGCUUCUUCUUACGACCAGAACGCAUCGAUGUACACGAUGCAAUCUCGAAUGACGAGCAGCAACGCUCACUGUCUUGAAUUGUUCGAUAUGCAAGUACAGAGCAUCAAGACCUACUACAAGAUGACCGGCAGGAAGCCCAAGUCGAUCAUCUUCUUUCGCCCGGGUGUGAACGAACACCAAAUCAGCUCGACCGCCGGUUAUGAGUGCACCAAGAUUCGAGAAGCUUGCGAAACUCUCGAAGAUAACUACCGGCCGAAGAUCACCUACAUCAUGGCCACCAAGAUGCACGCGACCCGAUUCUGCGCAAUGGACAAGAUGUACCAGAUCGGCAAGUCCCAAAAUGUGCCUGCUGGUACUAUCGUUGACACCGACAUUGUCGAUGUUGAGAAGUGGGACUUCUACUUGACAUCGAGCCAGGGAAUUCAAGGAACAUCGAUCCCAACAAAAUACACGAUCUGCGUUGAUGACAACAAGCUCACCGCAGAUUCAGCAGAGGCGCUUUGCUAUUAUCUCUGCCACGGGUUCGUCCGAUGCAACCGUGCGAUUUCCAUGCCAAACUGCAUGAAAUACGCCAAGCUCGCCGCCGACCGUGGUCGAAACCACUUGAAGGGCGCUGCCUACGCCAUCGAGCGGGACGUCCUUAACGAGGCGAAGAAAGAUGAGAUUCUGAAUCUCAAAUAUGUCGUCGAUUGCAGCGGUGAAGCUCAGGCGGCAAGAGUCGUCAAUCCUCUGUACAGGCGAAUGUUCUUUACAUAA